This is a messenger RNA of Fusarium vanettenii 77-13-4, 2394 nucleotides long. RefSeq lists its product as uncharacterized. Bases 1 to 2394 code for a protein of 797 amino acids. The transcript has 3 exons. NCBI's taxonomy places the organism in Eukaryota, Fungi, Ascomycota, Sordariomycetes, Hypocreales, Nectriaceae. The record is from RefSeq and is a predicted model, not a curated record.
AUGCCGCACCAGACUACAAGCAAAGAUGAUAUCCGCAAACACUUGUACCAACCUAUCGGAGCUUCCGAAUAUCGCAUCAUACAUCUUCUUCCUGGUACCUUUUCUGAUGAGAUUCAGUGCAUCUUGGAAACUCGGUCUCCUUCUAUUAUGACUAGCUACGAGGCAGUCUCUUACCAAUGGGGCGACGAGUCAAACACCAAGCCGAUUUCUGUGGCAGCUGUGGAAUCCCGAUCUCCAACCACAUGGCCGUGGCUUCAAAGGACGACUGAAGUCUCGAAAACGUUACUCGGGGCCUUCAUGUCAACAGUUAAGCCGUAUCUUGUCCCUCUGUGGAUCCUCGCCUGGGUUGUGGCAACCGGACUUUUCUGGCACCUCUCCUCGCUCCAUAUAUUCGAACCGCCAUCUUGGGUCCCAUCGUUCAUCCCCCGAGAUGUUUACAUGGCCAUCAUAAGUGCAGUGUAUGGUGCAGCAUUUCCGGAGCUUCUCAGGGCCUCUUUUACACUUUCCGCUGAGAUGAGCGAAACAAAACCCUUGCUUUUUGUACUUGAUUUGAUACGUGGUCCCCGUUCCCUCGCACAGCCGUUGGAGUUCGCCAGCUUCCAAGUGACCACCAACUUGGCCCUGGCACUGCGUCAUUUUCGGAAGGAAAACCGUUCCCGGGCACUGUGGAUAGAUGCCUUGUGUAUCGAUCAGAAGAAUGAGGAGGAAAAGACAGUGCAGAUCCAGCGAAUGGACUGGAUAUAUGCCAACGCAUCUUCCACCGUGAUUUGGCUGGGCGGAUACCACGGGCUAGCAGAGCAAGACACAUGCGAAGGGGGAUCAUCACGUUAUUGUGAGCAUCGGCGCCAGAUCGAGUCGGCUUUCGAUCAUAUCUGGGCUCUGAGUGGGUGGCGAAAUAUCUUCGGUUGGUACUUUGGCCGAUAUGAACAGCGACGUUUCCGAGCCUCACAACGAGGUCUGGAAGUCGCUCUUUCUACAGGCCGAGUACGAAUUCAGUGUGGACACGACACAUGUGGCCUGGACGACCUUGCAUCAGCUUGGCACUCGAUACCUUUUGAGCAUCCCGAGCUUAGUAAGGAUUUCCGGCCUGGCAACCAUAUUCUAUCGACCAUCAGAGACUUUCGCUAUUCAUUCUUCCACGUUCGAGGAGGGUAUCUCGCCCAUGGAAUCUACAAGGCCCUGGGCGCUAUCCACCCUAGUCUAUCCGGUGGACCUCGAUUCCAUGAGCUGCCAUUUCCCAAAAGGCUUCAGAGCAUCUUGCUCGGAACUGCGGGGCAGUUCAAGUGCCGCGAUGACCGAGAUAGGCUGUAUGCCGUGCUGGGCAUCGCGGGAGGUGUCACAGUCGGACCAAGGACCAAGAUGGCCACCUUGAUGGACAAGCUCGGCAGUCACUCAACGCAUGUAAUACUGUGUCAGCAUCUGGACGAGCUCGUGAAGGGAUCAAGUCAGAUAGUCACCGUAGCUGGCAUCAUAUUUUCACUCGCCUUAUCGACAUGGGGAGCAUAUUACGAUUCGAGGGCAAGGUACUGGACAAUCAGCCGGCCUGACUAUAUCAUCUCGGGGUACAAGAGGGUGAUUGAUGCUGUGACGGGUAGACGACCUAGUAGGGUCGAAUUCUUCACUGCUUUGGCAGGGUAUCUCGCCAAGGAAACAGGCAGUCUGUCCUUCCUUGACGCAGCAGCCUGUGGGGAGGAUCCAGACGAGGACAUGCCGUCGUGGGUACCGAAUUGGUCGAGAGAAGUCAGCAAACAGGCUUACAACUUGGCUAUCCGCAUCAACAAGGAUCAAGCUCCAGAUUCUUUCAAGAUUGCCAACGGCGGCAAGACCCUUCAGGUUAUCGGACAGUGCAGCACAAUCGUGAAUGUUGUACAUCCGGUUGACUUGCAAAUACUCCGGGCAUCGCCAUGGCAGGGCGCUUUCCAAAAGAUCAUAGCUCUCCCAAAAGAAGCCAGGGGUGCGAUGCUCUCGUUGUCAGAAUUCAUUUUCACGGCCACAUCCCCCUACUCCCCAUACAAGCGUGGAAAAGCCGACAAAUGGCUGAUUCUGCUGAUGUUUGGCUUGUUCAACAAAUGUCUGGAUGUUGGAUUUGAGCAAAUGAGAUCACAGGAUACAAUGAUGGUGUACACGAAUGAUGCGAUGGCGGAAGGGAUGGGAUAUCUGAAACAUGGUGUUGCUGAUAAGGGGGAUCGCCUGUUGUUUGUGCCUGGCUGCUUUCAUCGCCUGGUGUUGAGGCGAGCGCAAAUGACGGAGUCGGACCGGUGGAGGAUCGUUGGGCAGGUGGCCAUGGAGCGGGAGGAAGGCUAUACUCGAGAUGAGUGGGCGCAAUUACUUGAAGAUGAACUUGACACCAUGCCCAGCAAGUCUAGCAAAACUCAACAGACAAGGCUUAACUAA